This is a messenger RNA of Fonsecaea erecta, 1605 nucleotides long. RefSeq lists its product as hypothetical. Gene Ontology annotation, molecular function: carbohydrate:proton symporter activity. Bases 1 to 1605 code for a protein of 534 amino acids. The record is from RefSeq and is a predicted model, not a curated record. Gene Ontology annotation, cellular component: membrane. The transcript is spliced from 4 exons. Gene Ontology annotation, biological process: transmembrane transport; carbohydrate transport. NCBI's taxonomy places the organism in Eukaryota, Fungi, Ascomycota, Eurotiomycetes, Chaetothyriales, Herpotrichiellaceae.
AUGUUGGCUACGGUGAAAAAGUACGUUAGGGCUGAGCGCCCCGUCGGCCCCGUCGGCCACAACCUUGCCCAGGUCCUUCCAAAUGCUUCGGGCGCUUGGUACAAGCAAAGCCAUCUCGUCGGCCUGAAUGUGUUACUCGUCAAUGCGGCAAUGCUCUCCGCAGCGAAUGGAUACGAGACCAGUAUGAUAUUCGGGUUCCUGGCCUUGCCAGAGUGGGAUGAAUUCAUGGGCGGCCCGUCUGGUUCUUGGCUCGGCUUCAUCAUCGCUAUUCAGUCUCUCUCCUCAUUCGUUGUAUAUCCCUUGGUCGCUUGGACAGCCAAUCGCUGGGGCCGGAAGCCAGGAAUAUACAUUGGUUACUUCUUCCUUCUUGUUGGCGCCUUCCUCCAGGGCUUCACACCUAACUCGGCUGGAUUCAUCAUUAGCCGUGCCUUGCUUGGUCAGCCUGGGGCUUGGUGGAGUGGCCUUGCACCACUUCUCAUUACCGAACUAGCUUACCCAACCCACCGAGCUUUUUUUACUUCUCUAUACGAGUGCAAUUGGUACAUUGGGUCGAUCCUGGCAGCUUGGGUUACAUACGGCACCAGGAGCUAUGGUAGCAAUUGGGUUUGGCGCAUUCCCUCCUUUGUACAGCUCGCUAUUCCCAUAGCGCUUCUGCCUGGCCUCUUCCUGAUCCCAGAGUCUCCUCGAUUCCUUGUAUCCAAAGGGAAACUGGAACGAGCGCGCCAAAUUCUCACCAAAUACCAUACCCUUGGUGAUGAGAAGUCUCCUCUCAUUGACUUCGAGAUUUCCGAAAUCGAGCGUGCCAUCGAACUGGAGCACAAGAUCAGACAGAAUACUUCGUACCUCGAUCUUUUCCGCACACCAGCCAACCGUUACCGCGCAUUCCUCUCCAUCACGGUCGGCAUCUUCUCCCACUGGAACGGGAUCGAAGUAGUGACGUAUUAUCUAUCACUGGUACUCGACACCGCUGGAAUCACCGACGUCACUCGCCAGACACUGAUCAACGCAUGCCUUCAAAUCUGGGGCUUUAUAUUUGCGAUUGUUGGUGCUCUCAGCGUUGAUAAAACUGGACGGCGUCCCUUGUGGCUAUUAGGGGCUGCGGGCAUGCUGUUCAGCUUUAUGGUUAUUUCUGGUCUGACUGGAGGCUUUGCAAGACAUGGUGAUGAAGCUGUCGGCAUAGCAGUUAUUCCAUUCCUCUUCGUAUACAAUGCUUUCUAUGCCGCGGGAGUACCGCCGCUUAUGCUUACCUACGUUACGGAGAUGUGGCCCUAUAACCUUCGUUCUCGGGGUUUGGCCUUGACACAGCAGUGCAUCCUGCUCGCCACAUUUUUCAACGUAAUUGUAAAUCCUAUCGCGCUCGGUGCGAUUGGGUGGAAAUACUAUCUGGUCUUCGUUGCGAUGCUCGUGAUCAUUCUGAUCACGGUCUAUCUCUUUUAUCCCGAGACAAAAGGGCUUUCGCUCGAGGAGGUGGCGAUUAUCUUUGAUGGGAAAAAAGCCCGAGUGAUAGCAGAAGGCACUGUGGCCACCAACGACUCUAGUGGUGUCGCCGGUGACGAGCUUGUGCAGAGUCCAUCAGGAGAUGGCCACUUGAAGAGUCACAUGUAG